GAAAGCUUGACGAGCGCGACGCCCGCGCCACAAUGCUUGAAUCCUUAUGAUUUUCUGCUCCUGCAAAUAUCGAUUUUCAAGUCCAAGAUCACGAUCACGGUCGAAACAAGAAUUUAGUGAAGAAACCCGGGAAGAAGAAGAAGUACCAUUUAAAGUGCCAUACGUUUCACCGGAGCCUAUUCCUGUAUGCAAGUGUUUAAGAGAUGACGAAUCUUCGGAAAAAGUAGAAAUAUCAUUUAGAAAACAGCAAAUUCUUUCUACUGUCGCAAGGACUGAGAGUUAUCUACGGGAACGUCGCAUCCCUGAACUAAUACGAUUUCUCUUGACCAAAAUGAUAGCUGACGCGUCUCCGAAACCGGUGUCUUAUUUACAAAAAUUACUUGAUGAUUGCAUGUUAUUUCGCGCAGGUCUUGGAUUGCCGCCGGUGAUAUAUGAACGCCGGCAUUUGGAAGCUGUAGUAAAAAGCUUCGAUCCAGGUCAGCGUGGGUGGUUAAGCCCCGGUCAAGUAAAAAGAGCUUUUAUUACGUUGGGUUUGCCACCAAGAGAAAUAACCGAGGAAAAACUUCCCACCGAAGAAGUUUUAAACGAGUUGGAAGCGGUUCAAGAAAGAGAACUGUACCAUUUAGUGACAGCUGGGUCUGACCGAGAAGAAGAGUCAUCUAGCAUAACUGCUUCAAGUAGUCAAACUCGUACAUAUGGAAUUUGCAUACAUCUGUGCUUUCUUUUUUCUAUAUUUGACAUAUACUUUAAAUCUCCGAUAGUUAAACAUGUGUCUCCAUUUAAACCGACUCACGAAGCUGUUGCGGACAGGUUGGUCCUUUUUGUGGUGGAUGGACUGCGAGCUGAGUCAUUUGUCAACUAUACAACUAUGCCUUAUCUAAGGUCGCGUGCAAAUUCAAAUGGAAGAUGGGGUAUUUCUCACACUCGCGUGCCUACAGAAUCUCGCCCAGGGCAUGUAGCUGUUAUAGCAGGAUUUUAUGAAGAUCCAUCAGCUAUUGCCAAGGGUUGGAAAGAAAAUCCAGUUGAUUUUGACUCUGUCUUCAAUCAAACAACUUAUACUUGGUGCUGGGGCACAUAUGACAUUAUAGACAUUUUUACGAAAGGCAGUAUUGAUAAUCACAUCUUUGUUAAAAAGUUUGACCCUUAUGAUCAAAAUUUUAGUACAGACAAAAAUACAACAUUAUUGGAUGACUGGGUUUUUCAGAAUGUUAAAGAGUUUUUUAACAGUGCCAAGUAUGAUAAUAGUGUAAUGGAGAAGCUGAAGGGAAAAAAAAUUGCUUUCUUUUUACAUUUACUGGGAACUGAUACUUCAGGCCACACACAUAAACCAAAAACUCAGAACUUUUUAACAACUUUGAGAUUUGUUGAUGAGGGCAUCCAAGAAAUUGAGCAAGUCAUAAGAGAUUUUUAUGAAGAUGAUGGUAAAACAACAUUCCUAAUGACUUCUGAUCAUGGCAUGACUGAUUGGGGAUCACAUGGGGCAGGUGAUGAUCAUGAAACUCAGACUCCAUAUGUUAUCUGGGGGGCUGGAGUAAAACAAGCAACCCAGGGCCAGAUUGAUCCCAACUCCAACAAAAUGUCGCUAGAGCAUAGACUUGAUAUCACACAAGCAGAUUUAGCACCUUUAAUGUCUACUAUUCUGUCUAUUCCAGUUCCAGUUAACUCUAUAGGCCAAUUAACAACUGAUCUCCUAGAUAUGUCCUUAGAAAAUAGAGCUAAAGCUGUCUACAGCAACAGCAGACAAUUAGCUUCACAAUAUGACAAGAAAAGAGCAGACAUUGAAGCCUAUGUCAUACCAUUGUUAUAUCAACCAUUUGAACCAUUUACCAAGAGAAAAUAUAAUCAGUUGAUUGAAUUCACUGAGAAACUUUUAUUAAAUGAAGAAUAUGAAAAACUGAUAUUAUUCAGUGAGGAAAUUAUGGACUUGAGCCUGUCAGGAUUAACUUACUAUCAUAAUUAUUACCAAAGACCUUUAUUAGUACUAGUCACAUUAUCAUUUAUUGGAUGGAUAGUAUGCUUAUUAAAAGCGCUGUCGGAACAAAAUAUUGAUGCUCAAGCAGAACAUUCCAAUACUAACAAAGAUAUUAUAAUUAAUAGGAAUUUAACUUAUAAUUAUGUUAAUAUUUUAUUUUUAAUUCUGUUUGUAAUAUCUAAUCUACUUGUAUAUGUACAAAACUUGCCAGUACAGUAUUAUUUGUACUUACUAUUGCCUAUUUGUAUGUGGUGGUAUGCUCUCUCAAGUCCUGGAACCUGGGCCCAAACCUUUAGGCAACUUAGAAUGAACCAAAGUGCAUUUACAAUGGUGAUGGAAGUAUUUUGUUAUAGUACAGGAUCUUUGGCAUUGGGGCUGUCAUUUACUUAUAGGUGGAUGCUAAGCAUACCAUUGUUAGGAAUGGGUUUAUGGCCAUUCUUGUCCUCAACUAGAGCCCAUUUAACAAAGCCAAUACUUGUGGCUUGGCCUACAACUUGCCUAUUACUCUGUUUAUUUUCAUUUAUGCCUGUAGUUGGCAAAGAAGUUUUUAUACAGUUAGUUGUUACAGCAGGAGUUAUUUGGCUGUUUGUGAUAGCAUUAUAUCUGCAGAGAGUUUUAUUGUCUUUAUUUCGUAAUAAUACAGAGAACAAAAGAGAAAUUGUAUUGACUGUGGUCCAAAUGAUAUUGUUAAUAUUAUCUCUUCAAAAUAUUUAUGUACAGUCAAGAAGGUUUGAACAAGGUACUCCAGUUUCCUAUGUGUAUCAGACUAUGGCUUGGGGAAUUGCAGGUGCAUCAUUUAUCUUACCACUUGUCCACUCCAGAAGAUUGAUGUGCAGAUUGUUAGCUGUUAACACUUCACUGUUGAAUUUCUAUAUAUUGCUCUCAGUGGCACAUGAAGGCCUAUUCAUGGUUACACUGAUGUUCAAUGUUACUUGCUGGAUAUAUAUCGAAUUCAAAUUGCUUCAUCUAAAAAAUGUGAAGAUCACAGAGUGUUCAUUCGAUAAAGACACAUUCAGGGAGACAUCGAAAAGUUUCACAACUAUUGAAAGAAGCAUAAGCAAUCAGGAUUUUAGAAGAGCAUUCUUUUUUAUAACAUACAUUAUUUUAGCCUUUUUCGGCACUGGAAAUAUAGCCUCUCUGAAUUCAUUUGAAGUGAGAUGGGUGACAUGUUUCAUAACAUCAUUCCAGCCAUUUGUAAUCACUGGACUGAUACUUUUGAAAACAUUAUCGCCCUUUUUGAGUGUAGCAUGCGCUCUUAGAGCAGUACAACAUCUCACAAAGGCGCCAGUAGGAUAUCUGAACAUGAUAGUGCUCAUCUACUCAAACAUAAUGGGAAUCCAAUUGCUCUACAAUGUCAAAAACACAGGAAGUUGGUUAGAGAUUGGCACAUCAAUAUCACAAUUUGUCAUAGUACAAGUAAUUACAUUAUUUAUUGUUUUAAUUAAUCAAAUUGCAAGGCUGCUGACUGAUGUUAGUAUUUAUAGUAUUGCUAAUAAUAUUUUUAGAACUAGAAAAAAAUAUGUUUAAAAAACUACAA
Molecule: messenger RNA, 3509 nt
Organism: Pectinophora gossypiella (pink bollworm)
Lineage: Eukaryota; Metazoa; Arthropoda; Insecta; Lepidoptera; Gelechiidae
Gene: PIG-N
Product: GPI ethanolamine phosphate transferase 1-like
Exons: 16
Coding region: 47-3499 (1150 amino acids)
Biological process (GO): GPI anchor biosynthetic process
Cellular component (GO): endoplasmic reticulum membrane
Molecular function (GO): mannose-ethanolamine phosphotransferase activity
Source: RefSeq, a predicted model, not a curated record